GUCAUGUCAACAUCAACAAGCUUUCUGGUGCUGUUUGUUGCGAAAGCUUCAACUUUAUAAAAUUCAAUAGUGUCAGCAAGUACACACUAACUUUCAAUGAAAAUUGUAAAUAUGUGGCUGCUGUUGUAUAUCUUCUAUAUUUGUAUAUCAUUUAAAAGCAUAAUAUCAAUAGGACUUGAUAAACUGAAUGUGCCGCCGGAACAUGUAACAUAUGUUUUCAAUGCUUUCCCUAGUUUAGCUAAAGCUUGUUUAGCAGAACCAAAAUGUAUAUACAAAGAGUUAACUGGGCUUAAGAGAUGUUGGGGCUAUGAACGAGAGUGUAAUAGAGAUGAUUCAUACCCGGUACGACCUGUCUGUCCUGGUGAUCAUCGAGGCUGGGUAAAGACCAAAGAGGCGCAGUAUGAUACAUUCUACACUCAAGCAGAUUUUGGUUACGUUAAGGAACAGAUAGAUGAUCUAAUGGUCAUGUGUGAAGCAACUUACCCAGACGACACUUCACUAGAAUGUUCCAAAUAUUUGAGAUUUUGUAGAGGUCGGAACAUGAUGCUCAAUUUUACUGGUCUUGUUGGCAGAGGGGACAACUUGCGAUACAAAAUGGAUAUUCUUGGGCCUGGUCAAAUAGGUGGUUUCUGCAAUUUUUACUCUGAGCGGCUUAUGAAAGAAGCAGAACAUAUGAGUGCCCUACAAUCAUGGUCACCUGAACUUGUGCAUUUUGUUAAAACUCCUAAAAAACCCAUAGCUGAUGGAGUGUGUGAUGUAGUUAUAAAUAAACCAACAUACAUUAUGAAAUUAGAUGCAACUGUAAACAUGUACCACCAUUUCUGUGAUUUUUUCAACUUGUAUGCAUCUCUGCAUGUGAACUCAACUCAUCCUUCUACAUUUUCUAAAGACAAUCACAUAUUGAUUUGGGAAACAUUCACUUACGAGUCGGCAUUUAAAGACACAUUUAAAGCUUUCACUGAUAAUCCCAUCUGGGAUUUAAAAACAUUCAGGGGCAAAGUAGUAUGUUUCAAAAAUGCUGUGUUGCCUCUACUGCCUAGAAUGAUUUUUGGACUUUACUACAAUACUCCCUUGAUAUAUGGCUGUGAAAGGAGUGGCUUAUUCCAUGCAUUCUCAAAACAUAUCAUCCAUUCCUUAAACAUAAAACUGCAUCCUCGCACCAAUGACAAGGUUAGAGUGACUCUAUUGUCAAGAGGUACAACAUACCGCUCGAUAUUGAACGAGAAGGCGAUCAUAGACGCCUUGAGUAAAGUGGAGGGGUAUGAAGUGAAGAGGGUGGUGUACGACAAAACUGUGCCAUUUCUGAAGCAGUUGGAAAUAACUCAUAACACAGACGUGUUUGUUGGCAUGCACGGCGCCGGUUUGACGCAUCUCCUCUUCCUGCCUGAUUGGGCGGCCGUAUUCGAAGUGUACAAUUGCGAGGAUCCUAACUGCUACUUGGACCUAACCAGACUUCGUGGACUUAAAUACGUAACGUGGGAAGAUAAAACUAAAUUGGUGCAACAAGAUGAGGGUCACGGGCCUGGAGGCGGUUCUCAUGCUAAAUUCACCAAUUAUUCUUUUGACGUGCGUGAGUUUUUGAGAUUGGUGGAGAAAUGUGCCGAGUAUGUACGUCAACAAAAAGCCUUUAACGCUUUCCUCGAAGCUUCCGGAGUACGAAAAUCUCACGAAGAGUUGUAAGCCAGUCAAUCUUUGUUUCCUAACUUGUGAUAUAAUUUUUAUUUUACUUUGUUCAAUGAAACAUUUCAUCUAUUAGAGAAAUUAAGUAUUUUCUAUGCUUUUUACAAGAAUUUUUGUACUGCGUGAUAUUAUUUUUGUUGCAAGUAUUAUUAUAUUAUGUUAUAUAUUAGUGCAAUUAUGAAACGUAGUACUAAAAGCUCAUUGAGUUAAAGUUCAAAGCGCAAGAGUUCAAAGAGUUAUGUAAAAGUUCAAAAGCUUGUUGAGUUAGUUCGCCGUAAUGUCACGAGAUGCCGCUUGUUGUAUCAACUUGCUAAGAUGUAAGGUCAGCGUUAAAAGUAGUUGAACAAAUCAAUAUUUUUAGAAAUGCCUAAUAACGACUCUUUGGUCAUAAUUUCUUAAAAAUAAUAUAAUUUUUAAUUAUAUGCAGUUAGGUCAUGCCUUAUAUUGUUAAUCCCGUCGAGAUCCUAAAUUCCUAAA
Helicoverpa armigera (cotton bollworm) is the source of this 2157-nucleotide messenger RNA. It is a transcript of the gene Eogt, whose product is annotated as EGF-domain O-GlcNAc transferase. The transcript is spliced from 8 exons. The record is from RefSeq and is a predicted model, not a curated record. Gene Ontology annotation, cellular component: endoplasmic reticulum lumen. NCBI's taxonomy places the organism in Eukaryota, Metazoa, Arthropoda, Insecta, Lepidoptera, Noctuidae. Gene Ontology annotation, molecular function: protein O-acetylglucosaminyltransferase activity. Bases 97 to 1680 code for a protein of 527 amino acids.